Molecule: messenger RNA, 408 nt
Organism: Linum tenue
Lineage: Eukaryota; Viridiplantae; Streptophyta; Magnoliopsida; Malpighiales; Linaceae
Source: the annotation of a GenBank genome assembly
AUGGCGUCGUCCUCGUACUCUCCCUCCAAAUUGUUACGACGGCGGGCAAUAAUAAUAGUUGUUGUUUGUGGGUGCUUAUUACCUAGCCAUGUAACGGCGGCGAAGUGUAGCGUUCACAUCCCAAAGCUGGAUCCCAACUACCCUUCUUAUGUAGCCGCGGUUCUCACCACGCUGGUCGAUCAAACUCCAGCGCAGAUCACAGCAGCAACGCGCUCCUCCUACCAAACCUGGUCUCCAGAUGAAGAGGCCGGCUCCGUCAAGGGCAUCGCCACUUGCUUUACGACCGACGCCACGCGAUGUUCUGACUGUCUCAAUUUCGCAGCAUCCGCAUUGGCCUCUUGCGUCUCUACGUACGGAUCCAGCCGUGAACACGACUGUCUCAUCCAGUUCUGGCGAAUCAAUCACUAG